ACAAUUAGGGGAGCUCAAUACAAAAUCAAGGUGACAGAGGAGGAAUCAACAGAGCACUUGUUUAGAUUAAAAUCAGAUUAUGCUAUUAGCAGCCACGAGGACUCAGAGGAUAGUGAGUCUUGGUCGUUGGGGAGUAAAGCACAUUCAAUGUAUGGAGAGGAAGCUUAUGGUGUUGAGGGUAGAAGCUCACACUUUGUGGAAGAACAGGAUGCAAUGAAAGUUGCAGAUGAUGACGUGGCAUUUGCACGUUGGAGGGAAGAGGACAAGUCAGUAAAUCAAAGGGAGGAUGAAGAAGACAGAAAAUCAAAAGAAAAAUUGGACAGUAGAGUGGCGGUAGAUUUCUCACAAGCCAGCAAUUUGAAUUCAGAGUCUUUGGAAGUGGUGCCUGAUAGCUUGAUGUGGUUAGAGUUCCAAGAGGCGGCCAAUGGCAGGGAUAAUAAAUGUCAAGCACAAGGAGAAGUCACGGGAAUUCUAGAAAGGGGUGAAGAUGACGAGCUAACCAAAAGAGAAACUGAUGGGCCAAAUGAAGAUGGGCUGGUUGCAAAAAAUACUCAAAUUAGUGAAAAAGACAUCAUGGGAGAUCCUUCGGGAGGAAGGCCAAAUGGGCUGAUGGCUGAAAAGGGCCCAAAGGCUCAAAAUAGUGAUGCUAAUACAAAGGAAGACGGACUGGAUGAAAAAAACAAAAGAAAUAUUGGGAAACCAAUUAAUACAAAGGAGGCUACAGGAAAUUUCUGGAAAGAAACCGACAGUGACUUAGGGGGGACUGCCGAUUGGAUAGACAGGGCUAAUAGACAAAAUUUGAGGAGUAAGCCGAAGAGAAAGAAAGCAAGGAAAGCAAGAUUGUGCCUAGAGGUCUACAAAAAGUCAAGAAUAUGCAAGGAGGCAGCGAUUCAGAAAAGAGGGAAGGGGAAGAGAGGUCAUGCAUGUAGUUUGACGGAGAAAAUUCCAGAGUUUAUACCAGGAUCACAAAGUUUGACAGCAGGUGCCUCAGUGGGUGACAGUGACAUCAUGAAGAGGAACCAAAGUCUUCGAGCAAACCAGAAGCACAGAGGGGCAAAAGAAAUCUGGGAGACUGCAAAGGAAAUUGGGCUGGUGGCAAACGGGAAUGAAGAAGCGAUUACCCAAAAGAUAGAGCAAAUGGAAAUCAGAGAUCGGAAAGCAAAAGAUGGCUUGAGGAAGCAGUGUGAUGAGAAAGAUAAAACAGGUAUUUUGGCUCCUGAAUGAUUAUUUUAUCUUUAAAUGCAAGAGGAAUAGGGGGUGGGGGGAAGAAAAGAGGGAUCUUUAA
Rubroshorea leprosula is the source of this 1285-nucleotide messenger RNA. NCBI's taxonomy places the organism in Eukaryota, Viridiplantae, Streptophyta, Magnoliopsida, Malvales, Dipterocarpaceae. The record is from the annotation of a GenBank genome assembly.